This is a messenger RNA of Phyllostomus hastatus (greater spear-nosed bat), 326 nucleotides long. RefSeq names its product transcription factor BTF3-like. Gene Ontology annotation, cellular component: cytosol; nascent polypeptide-associated complex. The record is from RefSeq and is a predicted model, not a curated record. Lineage: Eukaryota; Metazoa; Chordata; Mammalia; Chiroptera; Phyllostomidae. The transcript has a single exon. Bases 30 to 326 code for a protein of 98 amino acids.
ACAAUAUCUCUGGUAUUGAAGAGGUAAAUAUGUUCACAAACCAAGGAACAGUGAUCCACUUUAACAACCCUAAAGUUCAGGCAUCUCUGGCAGCAAACCCUUUCACCAUUACAGGCCACGCUGAGACAAAGCUGCUGACAGCAAUGCUACCCAGCAUCUUAAAUCAGCUUCAUGCAGACAGUCUGACUAGUUUAAAGAGACUCGCUGAGGCUCUGCCCAAACAAUCUGUGCAUGGAAAAGCACCACUUGCUACAGGAGAGGAUGAUGAUGAAGUUCCAGACCUUGUGGAGAAUUUUGAUAAGGCUUCCAAGAAUGAAGCAAACUAA